AUGAAGUUCUCUACUCUCUUUUCAAGCGCCAUCGUGGCCCUUAUUUGCGGCACGGCUGUUGCCGCGCCGGCUCCCCUUGGAAACGGCCUUGUCCAGCGUGAGGAUGAUAUGUACUGCGAUGGCUGCGGCAAUCUCGGGAAGCGCGAGCCUGUGGUUGAGACUAAACGCGAGGACGAUAUGUACUGUGAUGGCUGUGGCAACAUCUAA
This is a messenger RNA of Talaromyces atroroseus, 207 nucleotides long. RefSeq lists its product as hypothetical. Lineage: Eukaryota; Fungi; Ascomycota; Eurotiomycetes; Eurotiales; Trichocomaceae. The coding region runs from base 1 to 207 and encodes 68 amino acids. The record is from RefSeq and is a predicted model, not a curated record. The transcript has a single exon.